Empidonax traillii (willow flycatcher) is the source of this 3564-nucleotide messenger RNA. It is a transcript of the gene RGSL1, whose product is annotated as regulator of G protein signaling like 1. NCBI's taxonomy places the organism in Eukaryota, Metazoa, Chordata, Aves, Passeriformes, Tyrannidae. The record is from RefSeq and is a predicted model, not a curated record. The transcript is spliced from 20 exons. Bases 36 to 3410 code for a protein of 1124 amino acids.
CAGGAAAGCGGGCCUGGAGUAUAACCAAGAGGGAAAUGCUGAAAGCCCUGGGGUUCCCCAAGAGCCCUGCAGCUCCCCCGAGAAGGUGCCAGGACAAGGGUGUCACAAUCAGCAUGGCAGUUUGGAACAUACCCCUGGAACGUAGCAGGAUGAUGACCGCUGCGGCCAUAGCUUCCACGGACAUGGGGCUUCUGCUGAGAGAUGAUGUUUUUGUUGACUUUUUCAACACCUUUCUGAAUCUUCCCGUUUUUGGCCAGACACCCAUUUACAUCAGUGGCACGGGCCAGUGGAACCUCUGGCCAGAGCUGUCGAGCCACCUGGAUCCCAGCCCUAGGGCUUUACUGGCUUGGUUGGAAAAGCACCGGCUGCCUCACUUCUGCAAAUCGAGCCUGUGCCUCCACCUCGUCCUCUGCCAGAAGCUCCUGGGUUUCAUUCGGUCGGGGGAAGCAGCAGAACUCCUGAACUGGCGAAGUGCUGACCAGUGGCUGCUGGAGAAGUGCAUCAGCGGGAGCCAGGGCAUGCGGCACUUCCGAGCCUUUGUCCAAGGCACAGCAGGGGAAGAGUUGACUGACUUCUGGCUUACCACUGAAAGGCUCCUGGGUCUGGAUGAGUCAGAUAUGAGUCAGAGGGACCUCUACCUGUCCUUGAUUGACAGGCUGAAAGCCUCUCAUCUGCGUGAAGGCUCCAGUGUCAUCACCCUCUGCACGACCAUCGCUGGAUCACUGCCGAAAGCCAAGCACAUCCAGUCCAUCAGCAAUAGGAGAGACAUCCUAAGGAAGAUGCAGGAACAGGCCCUUUUUAUGAUUCAGAGUUACUGGCUCCCUAAAUUCUUCACUCACUGCAAGAUGGGAAUAGAGGCAGAGGAAUCAUGCCAGCCUUUGCUGCAGGAAUAUCAGGCACGUUUAUUACAGCCUGACUGGCAGGAGCCCUCGGGCUUUUUGGAGACCCCCCACACGAUGCAUAUCAAAAGGAGCCAGGGCUUGUCAGGGCCCUACUGCAGCCAGAAGGCCAAAGCAAAGAUGUGGGCUCUGAUCAAGGAGGGGAGAGACACCCAAGAAAUGAAGAUGCCCAGGUUUCAGGUGAAACCAGAAAGGCAGCCAGGGUCAGCUGGGAGCACAAGGCAAUUGCAUCUGGAUAAGGAUGCUUUGGGAUCAAGUCCCCAGCUGUCAGAGCAUCCUGCAAAUACUGCCUUUGAUGGCAAAAGUGGAGUAAUUCCUCCCAGAAAACCUGGUGCAGAGCAGGUCAGUCGUCUGGAAGACCUCUGUAAGGAAAAAAUCCUCUCUAACCUGACUUCCUCUGCACCUCUUGUCCAGCUGCCAUCCCUGAAAGGGUCAGCCAAGACCUUGAGUUUCCUUCCCUGGGCCUUUAGUGCCGACAUCUGUGCAGGACGACCCUUCAGAGACUUCUUGCAGCACCAGGGCCGGCCCAUGGAGACUCAUCUCCUGGACCUGUGGCAUGACCUGGAGGAAUUUCUGCCUGUGGUGCUGAACUCCAACAGAGAAAACAGCUUCUUCCUCCGUCAUUUGACUGGGGAUAAGAUAUGCAAGACCUACCUGGAGGAGGACAACAUUGGGAAGCUUCCCUUGGACACCACGACUCUCACGGGUUUGUGGAACCAUCUGAUAUUUGGAGAAUUCUCCCCCUGGAUAUUCAGAGCCCAGAAGGAGAUUUGCAAGGUGCUCUGCCGCUUCUAUGAGGAAUUUCUGGCUGCUGAUGAUAGGACAUUCCUCCAGUUUAUGUCUCCAGGGGCUGAUGUCCCAGUGCCCGGGAUGCAAGGCCACACUGCUGACAGAGGUGAAUGUUUCCUCCUGUCCCAGAGGAUAAACCAGACCUUGAAGCUGAGCCAGGCCUUGCAUGGCACAAGGAACUUGGAAGGUGUCUCCUCCGAAUACUGGCAAUUACUUGUUUCCUGGGACCUCCAGAAAGGGGGCUCCACCCAGGCAGAGAUGAAAAUGCUCCUGUGCAGCCCUGACUUCCAGAAGAUGAUGUCAGAUGAGCUGGCUGUGGAUAGCCCAAGCAAGGAUGAUGAGCUUGUGCAUCUCCUAAAUGCAUUACUUGCUGCUGGACCCAAGGGGAGUGCUGGAGCGAUGAAAUUCCCCACUGCUGCAGUAAAGAAGCGAGCUAAAAGACACAGGGUUAAGCAGAAGCAGCAGGACCAGCAGGAGGAGGAGCAGCUGCAGGAGCUGCUGGCCUGGAACAAAAAGCCUAAGUCCAGGCGUCGUGUGCAGAGGACCACCGCUGUCCGGCGUGAGGCACAGAACCUCAAGACAGAGAACCUUAAAAAAGAGAAGCUCAAGGCACAGAACCUCGAGGCAGAGAACCUUGAGACAGAAGACCUUGAGACAGAGGACCUCGAGACAGAGGAUCUUGAGACAGAGGACCUUGAGACAGAGGGGAUGCAGUGGGCCUGGGAUGCCGUUCGUGAACUCGUCAGGAGCUUCUGCAAGUUCCGGAGGGAGAUGGAAAAUGAUGAACGCCGUGCGGAGUUUGAGAACUUUCUCUGUUGGGAACGAAGAAACCGGAGGGAAAACUUACCUGUGAGCUCAAAGCAGAGCAAGAGCCCCGCAAGGACCUCCCGCAAGGGCAAAGCCCCCCUGGAAAACGUGGUGCUGGUGAAACGCUGCAUACUUGACAAAGAGGUCAUUGUCGUCAACUUCCUCGUGAAUGACCUCCACUUUUACCUGGAGAUGGACAAGUUUUCUGGGAUGGCUGAUGCAGUGGAAGCUCUGGCAGCCUGCAACAUAGAGUCAGAGAGGAAAGUUGCUUUUCUUAAAAAGAAACUUGCCGUCAUCAACAAUCUCUUCCUAGACUCCAGCAUACCCCCAAAGCUGCGGGUGAACAUCUCUGAAAAAGAGAGAGAAUUAAUCUGGCGUUUAUCUUCCAAGGGGCCACUGACCCGUGCCAUCUAUCACAAGGCCAAGGCCACCAUCGUCCCCAUCCUGAUGUACUUCUGGAAAAGGUUCUGCACCUGGAAGGUGAUGAGGAGCUUUCGGGUCCAUGAGGAGGACAGGAGCUUUCAGGCCUCCAAGGAGGACGGGGGAGCAGUCUCUAAGAAGCACAGGGUGCAAAUCUCUAAGAAGGACAGGGGAUUGAUCUCUAAGAAGGACAUGGUGCCAGUCUCUAAGAAGGACCGGAGAUUGGUCUCUAAGAAGGACAAGAAGGACAGGGGGCCGAUCUCUUCGCUUCCUACAAAAACCUCCUCCAAAUCAUCCAAGACCCGCACUCCCCGUCAGCCAAGGCCCAUUCCGAUUGCUUCAGGUUUUUCUGCAGGGAAAAGCCCUGUCCUUGUCUUCUCGCUCUCUGAAGGCCUCCAGAUACUGAUGCCCCAGCCCCAGAAGAAAACUGAGCCUUUGGAGGAGCAAGAAGAUGCAGAUAAAAACCUUGAGAAGAGGCCCUCCCUCAGCAAGUGAGCAGACACCAAGGAAAGGACAGCCCUGUCUAGAACAGCACCCCUCCCGAAACACCACCCACAGGGAGUGGGACCAGGGUGUGAUCCAAGGAAUCUGAGCAGCCUGGUCACACUGAAUAGCUUGCACUUAAUCAGCAGUCAGACCUAAAAAUAAA